This is a messenger RNA of Morchella importuna, 525 nucleotides long. RefSeq lists its product as uncharacterized. NCBI's taxonomy places the organism in Eukaryota, Fungi, Ascomycota, Pezizomycetes, Pezizales, Morchellaceae. Gene Ontology annotation, biological process: G protein-coupled receptor signaling pathway. The record is from RefSeq and is a predicted model, not a curated record. Gene Ontology annotation, cellular component: cytoplasm. Gene Ontology annotation, molecular function: guanyl-nucleotide exchange factor activity; G-protein alpha-subunit binding. The coding region runs from base 1 to 525 and encodes 174 amino acids. The transcript has a single exon.
AUGCAGCAGACGCUGCUCCCGGCGCCCGAGGAGCGCGAUGCCCCGCUUGGAACAAGUAACACGCUCCCGUCGCGCCUGUUGCGGCUGACGGCCGCUGCGGUGGCGCCGGGUCUCCGCGACCAUGUUGCGGAGUUGCUGUUUGAGCUGAGUGGUAGUAGCCCCGAGAGGUAUGUGCAGAAUGUGGGGUACGGGUAUGCAUCGGGGCUGCUUGUGUCGCGGGGGCUGGACGGCGGCGGGUUGGGGGCUGGAUCUGUGGGGUCGGGGUCUGUGGGGGUGGGGGAAGGGGAGGGGAAGGGGAAGGGGAAGGAGAGGGAGAGGGAGGUGAAUCCGGUGACGGGGCAGUGGGUGGAGAUGGAGGCGGCGAGGGGGGACCCGUUUGAGGGGAUGACGAUGGAGGAGAAGGAGCGCGAGGCGGAGAAGAUGUUUGUGCUGUUUGAGAGGCUGAAGAAGACGGGGGUGGUGGAUGUGAAGAAUCCGGUGCAGCAGGCGGUGGAGGAGGGGCGGUUUGAGGAGUUGGAGGAUUAG